AUGGUGCCACAUCGCCUCCACGUCUCGCUGCUUCUCCUUCACCUCGUUGUGCUCAUGCUGGGUUGGCCUGCCGGGGCUGUACGGGUACGGAAGAAAGCCACCAGGACGCGGUCCUGCCUGGACCUGCCGGAGGAGAUCCUGGAGCAGAUGUUCGGGAGGCUCUCCGUGGGAGUGAUGAGCGCAUUUCAUCACGCGCUGCAGCUGGAGCCGCAGGACAAACUUAACCUCACGUGCCCGACCACCGCGAGGUCCCCAAACGGCAGCAAGACCCGCCUACCGGUCAAUCUGCUCAGCAUCUCCCCCUGGGCGUACAGGUGAGCGCAGGUGCAACAACGUUUAGCAGAAGUGGAAUUAGAUUUUCUAGUAUUUUCCACAUAAACUGACAAAGACUUGGUUACAUUUUAAAGAAGAGGACACGUCAGUUCAGCUGGAGGAGACCUACAAAUCAAACACCGUUGUCUUGACUUUCAGAGUGCCUCUUUACAUGUUUAGAUUUGACAUGCAGCCUCUUUUUCUGUGCGCCUGCCAUCACAUUACACAAAAUGAUCCUUUACAUUCAUAAAUGAACAGCCCAGUUUGAUGAGCUGUAGAUAGUAUUUAGUUUAUAGGGGAGAGUGGGGUAAGUUGAGCCACCCCCUGUUGCUCGGAAAUGGUAAAAGAAAUUGAUCAUGUGACCAAAUAUUUAGGAGAUGGGCAUCAAUUCAUGGAGUCUGUGAAGGUUAGAAGCACAUGGGGGAAGGGGUUAGACCAGUGGUUCUCAACUGGUCUCACUCUGGGACCCACAUUUUCCCAUGGUGCUUAAGUACCCCAUACACAGGGUAAGCUGAUCAUAGGAGACCACUUUUUUUUGACAUGCUAUAUUAUCAAGACAGUUCUGUAUACACUGAUUCUGUUGGUUUGCAGGGAUGAACAAUAUCUUGAAAUAUAUGCAGAUUCACUAGUUGGAGACAAAACUAUGAUUGCCUUGAUGUGGUGAUCCGAAAUAUGAAAAAUGGCUCAUCUUGCCCCACUCUCCCCUAUAGGUUUUGAAUAAUACAGUCAAUAUUAGCUCUUUUUUUAUAUGAAAUAACCAGAAUCAUUCCAGUUUUAUCAUUUACAGAAAAUCCAAGUGGAUCCUGUUCUGUUGCAUUUCUGAGCUGUAUUUUCUCAUGCUCGCACAGUAUGAGAAAUUGCACAGGUGUUACAAAGUAUAGUGCGGUAAAUGAAUUCUGACUUGAGUUAAGAAAGAAUACUGUCAUGGCUGAAGAUGGUUGGGUCAAACAGAAGGUCAAAUCCUCAGAUAUGAUGGUAUAUUUUUACAGAAAGUUUGUAAUAAAAGUCGUGUUUGACCUGUACAUGUGUCUCUCAUAACAGCAACCCACUGUACAACUCAAACUCUUGUUCCGCAGGAGAUAAAGGGCUGUACAUCUGUUGAUUUCUUCAAUUUGCUUCAUUUCCAGGCUCUCCUACAACCCAGCCAGGUAUCCCCGUUACAUCCCUGAGGCCUACUGUCUGUGUAAAGGCUGUCUGAUGGGGCCGUACGGCGAAGAGAGCGAGCAGUACCGCAGUACUCCUGUCUACGCUCCUUCCGUCAUCCUGAAGAGGACCGGCUCCUGCCUCGGAGGACGACACUCUUACACAGAGAUCUAUGUCUCCAUUGCAGUGGGAUGCACCUGUGUGCCGCUGCUAGAGAAAGAGAAGGACGGACAGAGGAGCAACCAGAGUAUGGAGAGAGCAGAGAACAAAACAGGACGAAGACGACUCAUUGCUGUGAGGAAGAAAGUCUGA
Molecule: messenger RNA, 1767 nt
Organism: Xyrichtys novacula (pearly razorfish)
Lineage: Eukaryota; Metazoa; Chordata; Actinopteri; Labriformes; Labridae
Source: the annotation of a GenBank genome assembly